CGUGACGAAUCGCGGAAUUUUCCAAAAAAAGGACCGUUUUCGGUCUUGGUUAAUUGCUUACUACCCGGAGAGAUUCCGUAUCAAUUCGAUAACCAUGGACGCAAGGUCAUCUCAGAAAGUGACCAUGUAUAACCUUGCCGUAAGCUUCUCUCCCUUCUCGACACCUUCCUUCCUGUGUGCAUGUUGAACUCACGGCCAACCAAAGACGUCCAAACAUACGUUCAAGUCGCGGAAUGCGGGUCUGUUCUAAAUGAAUCGGCUCUCGCAAGUGAUUAGGAGUGAUUUAUUUUUUCUGUGUGUCCACUGUCUAUUUGGAUUAACGGAUACGUUUCGCCACUUCGAAGAACAGGAAGAGCACGGCCAUGAGGGGCUGGUUCGACGCGUUCCGAUAUGACGGCGGGCCGACGCUUUACAACUUUAACAAUCGAACGGCCGUCACCGGCGACGUAACCCUGAUCACCUUCCUCGCGAUCUUCUGCACUCUAUACGUGGCAUUCCUAAUCGUCUUUCCCGGAAUACGCAAAGAGAGAUUCACGACGUUUUUCUUCGUCACCCUUAGCCUGUUCGUCGGAGGUACGAUUGUCGUGACCAUGGUCGGAUCCGCCUGGCACGUGGGGUGUACCGCUAUUUCGAGUACGUACCGCGCGUUCUCGAAGGAGAAAAUCAACGCCAGUUUGGGGGUGCACAUCGGACUGAGGCACGUGAACGUCACUCUUCACGGUAACUCAUCCUAUGAAAUUGACUUCAACGAACAAUUCAUGUGGCUGACUUCGGAUAAAAUGGGCACGACGUUCAAGGAGGCGAUUAAACGAGGCCUACCUUUCCCAAUACUGACAGUCGCCGAGUACUUUAGCUUGGGACAAGAAGGUCUCUCCUGGGGUGGGCAGUAUAGGGCCGCCGGUUAUUUUGGAUCCGUAAUGCUGUGGGCUUCCCUGGUGACGUGGCUGCUGAUGAACUUGAUGAUACUCGUAGUUCCUCGCUAUGGCGCUUUGUUAAUGACAUUUUGUGGUAUUUUACUUUUAGCGACCGCGUGCGGAUACUUCGGCAUGCUACCGGAGGCGCCGCUUAUCAUUCACCUCGAGGGUAGUGCCAUUUAUCUCCAUUUAGGGUGGUGCUUUUGGUUAGUGUUCAUUGCAGGAAGUGUCUGCCUUUUCACCGGGGUUAUCAUCACAAUUAUAGAGAUUGUGUAUCCGCACAGCUUCUCGACGAUUCUCGAGGUUAACUAUGAUACCCCCUACGAUCGGCACAUUAUCAUCGAGGAUAGUCACGGCAAACGUUUCCAAAAGAAACGUUCGAGCAACAACAGCAAGCUGGAGGAACCAACCGGCUUCAGUUCGCGGAUUUUAAGGCGCCUGUCCUCCAAGACGCGCGAGUCCGAGAAGCAGGGAAUCGACAGUCCCGCUUUCGAGCUAUCCACUCCAAAGUCGUCUUGGAGGUACCCGUACCAAAUAGGCGAAGAAACCGCGACUUGCCAUAGGAAUUUUUUAAAUGGCUCGUCUAGCAAUGUGUCACCAAUUCAGAAGAGUAUUUCAAGACUGAAACCGAGUAAAGCACCCGAUGAUGGUCUGUGGUGAACGUUGUGAUCGGACAUUCCUCUUAUAGUGCAAUUUUUAUUUAAGUGAUUCCAUUGUGAUAUUUGUUAAUCAUAGAUUAUGACUACUGCCAUAUUGAUCUUUGAGUCGAUUUUUAUUGUUAGCACUUAUUUAUUAAAAAUCGAUGUUACAAAAUUAUGUUGUUAAGUAGUACCUGCAAGAAAUUAAAUUUUAAUUAAAAAACUCAUAUUUA
This is a messenger RNA of Photinus pyralis (common eastern firefly), 1785 nucleotides long. RefSeq names its product dual oxidase maturation factor 1 (gene mol). NCBI's taxonomy places the organism in Eukaryota, Metazoa, Arthropoda, Insecta, Coleoptera, Lampyridae. The transcript is spliced from 7 exons. Bases 363 to 1574 code for a protein of 403 amino acids. Gene Ontology annotation, biological process: protein transport. Gene Ontology annotation, cellular component: endoplasmic reticulum membrane. The record is from RefSeq and is a predicted model, not a curated record.